This is a messenger RNA of Mustela lutreola (European mink), 12894 nucleotides long. It is a transcript of the gene PSD3, whose product is annotated as pleckstrin and Sec7 domain containing 3. Gene Ontology annotation, molecular function: protein binding; guanyl-nucleotide exchange factor activity; phospholipid binding. Gene Ontology annotation, biological process: regulation of ARF protein signal transduction. NCBI's taxonomy places the organism in Eukaryota, Metazoa, Chordata, Mammalia, Carnivora, Mustelidae. The record is from RefSeq and is a predicted model, not a curated record. Bases 377 to 4222 code for a protein of 1281 amino acids. The transcript is spliced from 19 exons.
GGAAACUUUUUUUUCAGCAAAAUUUUAUGGGCACUUACCAUGUGCCUGGCACUGUUCAGUGCACUGUAGUGCAGGAAUGAAUGAGAUAGCUCAGCUUCCAGAAGUUUACCAUUUACUCCAGGGAGACAAGCAUAAGAAAGUGUGGUUUCUGACACAAUCUCAGAGCAAAGAGGAACCUCUCCAAGGACCUAACCAGAUGCAAGCCUGAUUCAUCUCCAUAUCUGCCUUCUCCAGAGACACUACUAUCAAGAAUCUGGCUGUCAUUGGAACCAUGGGGCCAAGUCACGUCUGCCCGCAGCUGCCAGCAUUUGCCUCACUGGACACCGAGGUCUGAAGCUUGACGCUGGCAAGAGCCAGCCCUACCCUCUUGGAGGAAAUGGCUGAACAGCCUGAGCAACAGCAGAUGAGAACUUCCUUCCUCUUCAUCCAGCUGCAGGCCCCCCCUGCUGGAGCUCUCCCCUCCCGUUCUACAGCAGCCCCAGGGGGCCCGGAGGAGGGACACAUUUUCCCAAGUCCCAGGACUGGGCUCUUGGCAGGCCGGGGCCUCAGGCGCACACAGGGCUUGGCUGCUCCUCCCUUGCGCCUGCUGCAGAAGGGGGGCUCUGGGACUGAGGAACCAGCUGCUUUCAGUUGCUCUGCUCUGAAGGAGGAGGAGAGAGAGGAAAAACCCCAGGAUCUGGAUGGAAGGAGGGGUGGCGUUUGCAGAUCCCCACGUCACAGACCUUCCCUGGCCACUGCCUCCAGGAAAUUUGGACGACUACAGCCCCUGUCAUGCAGCCUUCCUAGCCCAGCUCCCGUAAUGAGCGAUGAAAGCAGCGAUUCCUCCAUGGGCUGGGAGCACUGGCCAGCCAUCUCUGCCCCCCAGGACCUGUGGAGCACGGACCCUUGGUCUUGGGAUGCCUUGGGAUGUUCAGUUCCACAGGCCAACCUGGCUCACCCUACUGACAGGGGUGAAAGUGUUACGCUGAAGACAGCUGUUGCCACCUGCCAGGUGCUCCCGAAGAGCUAUGAGGAGGGCACUGGCACCACAGGGCGAGCCAGGAGAGCAAGGCUCUACAGAUACUCUCCGCACAUUCAGACCAGCCAGAGCUACCCCGCCCCGCCUGCCACUCUGCCUCUCAAGGCAGAGACAUUUGUUUGGGUUAACAAUGCAUCAGCGCAUUCCCAGAGUGUUGCCAAGGCCAAAUAUGAGUUCUUAUUUGGCAGAUCUGAAGAGAAUCCUCCAGAUACUAGUGAUCAUGGAGGAAGCACUUUACUCCCACCAAAUGUCACAAAUGAAUUUCCAGAAUAUGGGACCAUGGAGGAAAGUGGAGAAGGCCUAAGAACUUCUCUUGGGUUUGAUACAGAGUCUCUGCCAGGCGGCCCACAAGGGCAGCAGGGGGUCCAGCUUUUUGAUGACCAUCACUCUGGGCCUGACAGUGUUGCAGAAGGACCAAAAGAUGUCAGAGAGUCCCUCUCUCAAAGCCACCUCAAGGAACAAAGUUUACAACCCAUUGAUUCUUUGAUAUCAACUCUGAAAGCCACAGAAGCCAGAAUAGCUUCAGGAACAUUACAGGCUACAAAGGUACUGGACAAAGAUGCUACUUCUAGUUUUUCAGUUCAGCAGGUGGACAAGGAACAGGACACUGCCCCUCAUAAAACAAAGAGACAGAGAGCCAACAAAUCGUUUCCUUCUGGCCAUGAAAAAGGACCAGAUAUACCUCUUUCGGCUGAAGUUACGACUGAGGAGAAUUCUUACUUGAGCAUCCAGAAGAAUCUGACUGUGCUAUUAACUGGAGAAACUCAGGCAGAGCUUUCCAAGGUAACUGAUGAUGGUAGAAAAGGGGCUCUUCGUGUGCAGGAACCAGCUUGUCCAGUAUCCUCCCUGGGAAGCCCAGCAGUGACCCAUACCUCAGCGGGCAGUGUUCGUUUUUUGAGGGAAAGGAGGUCUGAUCAAGGUAGCUCCACAGGACGCCCUGGCCGGGUCAAACAUGUGGAAUUUCAAGGGGUGGAAAUAUUGUGGACAGGAGGGGAGAAAAGAGAGACACAGCAGCCUGUGGAUUUUGAGAUUCCAUUGGAAAGGACGACCUCUCCAGAAAGCAGAGAGUUUUCCAGAGUGCCAAGCCAUCUCAUCUCAUCUGCUGGUUUGUAUAAUUCCGUUGGUUUAACUGAGAGUGUUUGGGAUGAAACCUGGAAUGCUUCCUCAGAAAAUCCAGGCACUGGCUCAGGGACAUUUUCCCCUCUGCCUCUUGUUGACAGUGGAGAGGAUGAAGUCUUCCUCAAGGACAACAAAGAACAUCUUGAGAAGAAACCUGAACUGGAGAGAGACAAGGAAAGGACUCAUGAGCAAGAGGAGCACUUAAGGGGAGGAGAUGAUGAUAUCCUUGGGCCUGGGUAUACAGAAGACUCCACUGAUGUGUACAGCUCCCAGUUUGAAACCAUUUUGGACAACACUUCCUUAUACUACAGUGCGGAGUCCUUAGAGACAUUAUAUUCAGAACCUGAUAGCUAUUUUAGCUUUGAAAUGCCCCUCACACCAAUGAUACAGCAGCGCAUUAAAGAAGGCAGUCAGUUCCUGGAGAGGACGUCGGUGGCAGGACAACAGGAUGUCCUGAGCGUCUCAGCAGAUGGUGGAAUAGUGAUGGGCUAUUCUAGUGGGAUCACCAAUGGGCUGACUGACACCAGUGACUCCAUCUACAUGAAAGGCAUGCCUGAGAUUGCUUUCUGGGGAAGCAAUGCUGGGGUAAAAACAACACUGCUAGAGGCUCAUUCUGAUAUGGGGAGCACUGAAAUUCUGGAAAAGGAGACCUCAGAAAGUCUCAGUAAUGGUACCAGCAGCAACAUAGAAGCAGCCAAAAGGUUGGCCAAACGCCUUUAUCAACUAGACAGAUUCAAAAGAUCGGAUGUCGCAAAGCACCUAGGCAAGAACAAUGAAUUUAGCAAACUAGUGGCAGAAGAAUAUCUGAAGUUUUUUGAUUUUACAGGGAUGACACUGGAUCAGUCUCUCAGGUAUUUCUUUAAAGCAUUUUCUCUUGUGGGAGAAACUCAAGAACGAGAGAGAGUUUUAAUACACUUCUCCAAUAGAUACUUUUAUUGUAACCCAAAUACCAUUGCUUCACAAGAUGGAGUCCAUUGUCUUACCUGUGCAAUGAUGCUUCUUAACACGGAUCUCCACGGCCAUAAUAUUGGAAAGAAGAUGACCUGCCAAGAGUUCAUUGCAAACCUCCAAGGCAUAAAUGAGGGUGGUGAUUUCUCCAAGGAUCUACUAAAAGCGCUGUACAACUCUAUUAAGAAUGAGAAGCUAGAAUGGGCAGUAGAUGAUGAAGAGAAAAAAAAAUCUCCAUCUGAAGGUACUGAUGAGAAGGCUAAUGGAACACAUCCAAAGACCAUUAGUCGUAUUGGGAGCACUACCAACCCAUUCUUAGACAUUCCUCAUGACCCAAAUGCUGCUGUGUACAAAAGUGGAUUCUUGGCUCGGAAGAUCCAUGCAGAUAUGGAUGGAAAGAAGACUCCAAGAGGAAAGCGAGGAUGGAAAACUUUUUAUGCUGUACUAAAAGGAACAGUCCUUUACUUGCAAAAGGAUGAAUAUAAACCAGAAAAGGCCCUGUCUGAAGAGGAUUUGAAAAACGCCGUGAGUGUGCAUCACGCGCUGGCAUCCAAGGCCACAGACUAUGAGAAGAAGCCGAAUGUGCUUAAACUUAAAACUGCUGACUGGAGGGUCUUGCUUUUUCAAGCCCAGAGUCCAGAGGAAAUGCAAGGGUGGAUAAACAAAAUUAACUGUGUUGCAGCUGUAUUUUCUGCACCACCAUUUCCAGCAGCCAUUGGAUCUCAGAAAAAGUUUAGUCGUCCACUUCUGCCUGCUACUACAACAAAAUUGUCUCAGGAGGAACAGUUGAAAUCUCAUGAAAGCAAGCUGAAGCAGAUUACCACUGAGCUGGCUGAGCACCGCUCAUAUCCCCCAGACAAGAAAGUUAAAGCCAAGGAGAUAGAUGAAUACAGACUGAAAGAUCACUAUCUGGAGUUUGAGAAAACCCGUUAUGAAAUUUAUGUCAGCAUUCUAAAAGGAGGAGGCAAGGAGCUCCUGAGUAACAAUGAAAAUGAGGCUGCCGGACUGAAGAAGUCACAUUCAAGUCCUUCACUGAAUCCGGAUUCAUCCCCAGUCACAGCCAAGGUUAAGCGUAAUGUGUCAGAGAGAAAAGAUCACCGACCUGAAACACCAAGCAUUAAGCAAAAAGUUACUUAGAAUCCAUCUGUGACCAGGAAGUACUGGUCAUGGAGCAAAAUAGAGUUUUUCAAGAUCUUUCUGGUAAACCCGUGAAUAUAUUUUUAAACAGUCUGUGACUAAACGGUGCAUUAGUAACCUUUUCUAUUGUAUAGUUUUGUUAGUUUCUGUUCUGAUUGUCUCUUUGCUCUUAAUUUCUUCGCUUUGGUGAUUUUUUUGCUACUUGAUGACUAAUGCACCUUUUUCGUGAGGGGGAGGGGAUCAUGAUUUCAGAAUUAAUUGUGUGUCACUUUUCCUUUGGUUUUUUUAUUUGCCCUCUGCUCAGUCAUUUUAUGUAUUCUUGAAUCAGCUAUUACACUUUUUGAAGGUUAAAAAAUUUAAUUCAUUGUGAAACAUUUAACUGGACGAACUUGGUAGUUAGCAAAUUCUAGCCAGAGUUCAUAUAAGCCUUUAUAUGUGAAAUCUUGCUCAGUCACAGAAGUGAAAUUGAGCACUCACAGAAAUUCAGUUAAGAAUUACAGUUCUGGGACUCAAGAUGUUCCACUGUGAUGCAGGUGUGCAUACAUCUUCGCACUCACUGUUGAGUUGUGACCCUGCUGAAAGCAGGGAUAGGAAGUGUGAAGGUCAGAGGACUUGGAGAACCUAAGAAGUGCAUUAGCUUCCUUGAAGUGUUGAUUACAUUUCAGCCAAAGAAGGAAGGAGGGAGUGAAAUCUUUUGCCAUUGAAGGUUGUGGAAAGACAACACCAAGUUCAUUUUGUUUCCUAAAGGGUAGUGGCAAUAAUCGACUCUUGGGGAGCUGUAGCAGUAGGCAUGUGUUUGGUGUGUAGGAAAUUGUUACCUCACUCCCAGGGUCUAGACUAGGAAUCCAGAAUCAUCUCUAUCAUCAAUACCCUGUCAUUCAGGAAUUAGGUUAUUCAGUCAUGGUGUUAUUUCCUGUUUAUGAAAUACUGGGGUCUUCCUAACAAAGUAAUAUUGCAAAUGGGACCCCUUUUGUUCUUUUUUUAAUCAAGACAAAAUAAGACAGGAAAAAGUAGCUGCAGUUCAGCAAUGCAAUGAAUACUGAUUCUUUAAAAUAAAUCUGAAAGUAAUAAAUUGAAUGAAUUGUGGCUGGAAAACUGAAGAAUCUACUGGCUGCCUAUGCAAGGUUACUUACUUUAUUCUUAUCUCAGUCUUUUUGAUAGCCAAUUCACUCUGCUACUAUUGAACUUUUUCCUAUAAAUAAGUACUUUAUUUUAAAUCAUUAUUUUCUACCUACACAAAAUAGUUCUAUUAACCUUAUAGUAAUGAGUCUGUUCCAGUGAUGGUACCUUUGCAGUUUACAAGGAGAAACAGCACAUUCUCUUAUAGAGGAAGAGAAAGUGGAAAAUGAGCCCUCUAUGAGUUAGAAGUUUCUGAUUUUGAAAUCCUGAAACUUUGUGAUCCUGAGAGCUAUAAUCUCCAUGACUUCAGAUCUAUUGGAAUCACUUUGAAUACUCUUUUCCUUCCCAUACAUAUUUGCUCUAGUUCUACUCAGUUUAUUAGUUAAAGGUACUAUGACCAAAGAAUCAGGGACUCUGCAUGAAUAUCAUGGUUCUGGUAAAUUAGAGAAAACUUGCUGUUAAACUGUGGUGGUUUCUAGUGGCAUAUUGUUCUGGUAUGCCAGCAUUAUGUAUUAACAUUUAUUUCCUUUACCUCUAUAAAUGCCCAUAUUUGCUAGUGCCCAGAAAAGAGAAACCCCAUGCUAUGGUUGUAGCUGCUUGCUUUGUGAUAAAUAUUUUGCCACCCCUUUGAAAAACUUAUUCUAACCCUCUAUCUUGUUUACAUAAAGGCAAUGACUAAAUUUAUGUUUCAGAACCAUAAAACAAACAAGGUAGUUACCAAUAUGGCCCUGUGUUCCUGAUUAAUUUCUGUAGCUUCUGACCAAAUCCAAGAUUUCCACAAGGGAAUCAUCUUUCUUCCUUAAAUCUGAAUAAUUAACCUGUUUGUUUUCUGCCUAGAUAUUCAUACCAAGCAGAGAGAAAUACCUAGACUAUGUCAUCUCUGAACUUCAAUAACUAAAGAAAAGUAAAUGAAUGUGUUUGUCCACAGUGUGGCUGUGUCUGUGUAUAUAGAAUGUCUCUGUGUAUUUUACUUACAGUAUAUAAUAGACAUGAAAUGGUACCUUGUUGCAGUGUUUCUGACGUUUAGAGUAGUUCUGAAGUGCUCAGUUGGCAUCAGCACCACUACAGCAUUAUGCCUAGUGAAUGAUUCACUAAUGUUAGCCACAGGAACUGCUGUAUAUGCUAAUAGAUAAAUGAAUGAGAAGGACACUUGGAAGCGGCCAUAUACUAUGUUUGCAUAGUUUCUCUUUAAAAACAACUGCAAAAGGUUUUUCUGUUAGCCAGGAUCCCAGAUUGCCCUGACAUGAUGUUGCCCAUCUGCAGGGAUGCAUUGAGGAUACCUCUACCCAGUCUGUUGUCAGUGCGCCUAGCAGGCCAAGAGUGUAUCCAGUAGGAGGAAAGGGCCCCUGAUUUGACUAGAUUCUGAAUCUUGCCCAUAGCCAACCACAGUUUCCUUCAUGAUCAUUUCUUUCAUGUGGUAUCUAGUCAGAAGAAACUGAAGACAUUUCCUUUCACAGUUAUCCCAAGCCUGCUGCCUUGUUCACAGUACAGGGGACCUCUCCUCCUUUCCCUUUGAAGGUACUCCCCCUCUUCCCAUCCCCACUCCUCACCCAUACCUCAGCACCAGGAGCCUUGGGAUUUCUCUCCAUGUGAUAAAUCAUUAUUCUCCUUCACAUAAAUACACUUAAUAUUAUUUUUUGUACAGAAAAUCUUGAUAGCCAUCAGAACACCUUGGUGAUAGUCUUGUUGCAAAAUUGACCAUAGAAGUGGCCCAUGUAUAAAAUCUUUUGAGUGCUUUCAAGAUUUGUUCCCCCACCCCGCAUGUUGACCUUUCAAGAGAUGUCAGAAAUCCAUUGUUAGCAAUCAAACUUAACUACUAGCAUGCAGAGUCUUCAUUUUAUUGCCAGGCUAUAGCCAUCGUUUGAAGUGAGUUUUUAAGAAACAUUUUGGUAACUCUUAGCAACGCCUAAAUAAACCAAGCAAUACUUCAUGUAUUUUAAUUAAUCAUAAGUAAAACCAAUAUGUAGGAGACUCCUCUGGUAGAACUGUAGUUCCUAUUGAUCUUAGGUAAAGAAGGUAGAAAGUAACUGUGCAAGACCCUCUAGGCUUCUUUGUUAUCCUAAUUCAGAAGAUGAGCAGUAUGAGGGAAUUAAUUCUGGAAGAGCAAAAUUGGCUGGCUUUCUAACACCAAGCUAGAGGUGGUCUCUAGAAUUUGUAUUUCACCCUGUGGCCAAACCACAGAACUUCUGAGGUUGCAGAAGAAUUUAUAUAACCAGCAGUGAAGGAGAGUUUUCUGCUGGCCCUAGCCUGCUACUCCUUCUGAUGUAAAGAGCUUGAAAAGCUGUUCUUAGGUAAGGCAGGGCCUGAUUUGGUAUGAGCUUUAACUCUGCUCUGCCUUUAUCCCUAAUCAUAGACAAUGGAAAGAAACUUUACCUUUUAGAAGUUGUCUUACUAUCAAGACUUUCUUGGUAUAGUUACUUGUUCUUAAGAGUUUGAAUUCCUUUGGCAUCUUUCCUUGUAGUCAUCAGUUAGGCUUUUUAAAGCCAGAAUUCACAGGGAAUUUCAGAGCGUGGUAGGUCCAAGUUUCGGUACAUUAGCUCAUGGACCCAGUCAAGUUUUCAGCACAUUGGUAGCUACCUUCCUUAAUUUUAGCAGCGAACAAUCUCUUCACUUUUUGAAUGACAAUUUUUUCCAGUUGUAACAGUAACACUGUUAAGCAAAGAACCAAAGUGGCAUCCUAGGACUUAUUCAAAGUUUAAUGAAUAAUAGUGUAACUUUGGGUUUAAAUCUGUUUUUCUCAGUCUCUGGGUCUACCUUGCUUGAAAUCUUUCUUGCUGUCUCUUCUCCCAGGCCAGGUCAGGCUACUAAUUGGCCUCAAGUCAACAGGUAUUUCCAUCAGCCUUUAACAUCUUAUACUAUCAAGUCACAUAGAGGACUUUACAGGUCAGUAGUUCACUACAAAAUAAUUCCAACAAGUGAUAGGGAGGUGCUUUGUCCUCAGAUUCCUUUCCAGUGUCUCACUGUUAAAAGGGGGACUAAAGUCGAAAGCCAUUGUCAUUCUCCUUUUGUACCUGUAGUAUCCAAAACCCAAGUGGGCAGUAUUCUGCUUCAGACAAUAAUACCCAUUGCAUGCAAAGAGAAUAUCUUCAUAGAGAGAAUGUCAGUACAUACUUGAAUCUGCAUGAUAGUUUGUUGACUUGAAUGCAACAGCAAGAAAAUAUUGCAAUUAAGUUAAGUAAUUGUAUAUACAGUUUCCUUAAAUCUCCCUGGCUCAUUCUUUGUAAUUUAUGUGUGUAUCUGUAGUAUUGCAGGCUUUUGGAGAAUAUUCAUAGAGCUAGUACGUCAGACAUCAAAGAAAAUGCUUUCUGUCAUUGCCAAUGUUGUAUUGUGGGUAUUUAUAUUGUAUGUGUGUAUAUGUAUAUGUAUCAAUGUGUAGACUGUGUAUCAGUGUAUGGUAUAUGCAUAUCAAAUUUAUUUUUAUCUUUAAUAACCAGUGUGAUAUGAAAAGCAAGUAAAAACCUCAUAGGAUUGAUUAUAUAAUACAGUUAUUGAGAGUAUAUAUAGUGGUACUGUUUUAUUAAACUUAAAAUGAUAUUUUGAUUAGAUUUUUAAUAAGAUUGUAUGUUUAAAAAUUUCAUCUAAGAUCUUUGAAUCACCAGGGCAAAAAUGACUCUGAACUAACUUUGUGAAACUAUUUCAGUGUACUGUGUAUAAUACUAAUGGGAUAGCUCAUUAUAAUUUGCGAUAUACAGAAGAAAAAAAAACAGGCAUCCUAUGCAGUCUUAACAACUUCAGUAUCCUGAGCACUUAACCAUAAAAUCAAACUGACAGUUUUGGGCUUAUUACAAAAUGUGAUGCUUUAAAGCACACGUUCUUUAUUGUUGUAAUUGGUCCAGAAAAAUCGAGCUUUCAGAAGAAUUGAGUAAGUGCCCACCAUAUCAUUUUUGUGCCUGUGUCUGUUUUACAGUAGUUCAAACCACUCUUCUAGCACCACCUCCUUACCCUCUUUACUUUAAAGAAAUAUUACAAUGUUCAAGUGUAUCAGGGCUUCCCAAGAUCAGGUACUAUAUUCUAGGUUUGCAGUUGUACAAAUUAGCAUCUAGUAUCACAAGUAAAAGAAUUUUAGGGCAGGCUAUGGACCAGGUUAAAACUUUAUUUAAUAUUUUUAUACUUAGGUCUCUUCCUGCCUCUCCCCAAAGAAGAGCCACUGGCCUUAGUUGUUUGAGCUUACUGCUUAUCUUACAGUGUGUAAAUAGAUAAUUAGAGAUUAAAUGUAUAUUAACCAGCAUGUUUGGUGUAUUAAAGCCGCAACUGAGUAUGUUUGAGUGAGUGAUUGAGUGCAGUAUAUUUUUAAACAUACUGGCUCCUAUUCUUUGCAUCUGGUUCAGAGAAUUGGAGUUGUGGGAUGGGAGACUAAUAUUCAGCUCCAGUCUGCAGUAGUGUGUUGGUAGUUACAUUGGAGUUUUUAUUCAUUCUACAAUUUCAAACUAUUUUCGCAAAUAUAUUUCCUAAUUUGUUCUUGACGUGCAGUGAACUGGCUCUGUGACUUAUCAGCAGGGUCUUUGUUCUGCAAGAGUGUGUUUCUUUCUAAAAAUUAUAGUGAUUUGCAAAAGCAUACGUUUGAUUCAGAAAGUAUAUACAAAAGGAGUAGCCAAAAUAAAGUUUCAUUUUGGGCCUUAAUCUUUUGAAAUGUUUGGACUUUUAAUACAAAGCCAUGUAGGUUAUAAAGCCAAGUAACCAUUUGGUGUGGAUAAUAAUAUUCACUGUAUAGAGAGUAUAUAUGCACAUUGAUUUUUAAUGCUGUUAGAAUACUUUUUUAAGUUAUAGGAAUGAGACUAAUUAGACCAAAUUGAAGUUAGGGGGCUUGUUAGGGGAAGUGUGUGAGCUGGUUGCCUUCCAUUUAAGGUAGACAUACAUGUGGUCAGUCCUCUGCUCCUGAGAGAUUCAGAACCAGUUUACUGUCCCCUUAGAUGUGUAAGGGGAAAGUCUUACACAUCUGGGCUCUCACACGUGUACAUACACUAGCACACAUGUGCACAUAGUGAAUGUUUUAAGUUGUAGAAACUUAAAACACAAAGGGCCAGAGUGUAAAUGAGGUGAUGAACCAGAGUGGUGGAAGCUGCAUCACAGGAAUGUUUUCUAAGGGCUAGGGAGGAGUUUGAGCUCUAGUGUCUGACUUUGAGAAGCAUUGGAUUUUUAACAAAUACGUGAGGACAUACUGUCACAUCCACCAAAUUGAAAUCUUUCUUAUAAUUCACAAGCAGGAGGUCUCCCAAAACCCUGCAGUAGCAUGGGGACAUUCCAGAAGGCUGAUUGAUGUUCACUCUUUUCCAGGGUGGCAUUGCUGCUUGCCCUGGAGAUCAUUCCUUUGAGAUAGGAACAUAAAUGGAGCAGCAACAAAGUACUUACCAUAGGAGCAUUGAUGUGAAUUGUACACACUCCCUUUUGAGCUGUACUGGUGAGAAGCUCAGAUUGAAGUAUGCUGAACAGUUAAGCAAUGACAGUGAAGAUGGAGAUUAAAAGAAACUUAGCUAAAAUGUAUUUUCCUUUGCAGGGUAAAGAGCUAAACUCUCACUAAUUGUGUUAUAAAAAGCACUUUCUCUUCAAUUCCUGAAAAUGUUGGUUAGUGGAGAGAAAUUUGGGGUUUCACUUGCCAUUUCCCUGUGAGCUUGUGUAGAUAAGACUUUAGACAGACACUCCCAGGAGAAUCCUAUUCAGAAAGCUCAGUUAAGGACAGUACUGUAGGUCUGAGGCUCCUUGCUCUGACCCCUGAAUACUGGGGCAAUACAGAGAGUGAUAAUAUAUUCUCUCUGCAAAGCGGAGCUUCUCUUCUGGCCUCCCACUCCACUAGGGCUUCUACUGAGCAGCAAGCACAUCCUGGAUUUCAGUGCUAUUUCCCUAGCUUUGGGAAUCAAGCUGUUCUAAGAGGUUGACCCUUCUGAGGAAAGAGAUCCAUUCAGAUUGACUGAGUCACUGGUGGUGACACAUGACAAAGGUAUUUUAAAAAUUCUCUACCUGAAGCCAAGACCAUAUAUUUUGUCUUUGCAAGAAACAAACUGGCACAUUGAACUCUAACCAGGGAGGGAUGAUAUCUUGCCUUUGCACCCAGAUUUCUGGAAAUGGAUGUUUCAGUUCUGUGCGAUGGGUCAAGAAACACUAAGCUUAUUGCUUUGCAUUUCUACUCAGUUCAGAUGAGAGCUAUUGGGUAAAGGCCUAAAUGCCUCCCUGCAUUCUCUUUUACCUCAGGUUUUAGGAGCCCAUUUCUAGAACAGAAAUUUAUACAAGUGGAGAAACAAUACUGUCAGCCUUGAUUACUGUAGGAUGGGUAGAAGGGUGGUAGGUAGUAUGUAUCCUUUAAUACAGAACAAGCUUCUUAACUUUUCCAGCCUAGUAACGGAGUUAUAUUUGCUGUGAUUCAGAUUAUUUGGCAGUGUGGACCAUUCCUUUAUCUUCAAAGUUUUCUCCACCAAUCAUUGCAGUUUGACUGUAGUCCUGGUGCCAUAUCUCCCUGCAAACUGUGAAGGUAGUGACAAAAGAGCAGACUACUCCUUUUCAGUGGCCAGUCUGUCAGCAUUAGCAGACCUAGGUAAGCUAGUGGGACUGAAUUCUGUACUGGAAACCUGUUCCUUAUUAUCACCCACCAGAUUGAAGAAAUGCCAUCUCCUAGAAAAUUACGGCAUUUAUGGUGGUCAUCUUUUUAAUGGAACAGUAAUUUAUGUGGGUAUUGUUAAAGUGUUUAGAGAAUAUUUUGAAAAUUAAGUUUACAUUUUACAAUUGCUUUAUUUUUUAUUAAAAUAGUUGUAUAUAAAUAUUACCCCAUUUCACUGUUGUUGAAGUAAACCUAAACCAUGUAGACAAGUGAGUCACCUGAUGUGUAUAGAACCUGUGACAUAUACACAGUACUUUUCUCUAUUGUGUAAAUGUUUAUGAAUAUAACUGUUCCUGUGUUUUUAUAAGUUGGGGAUAAUUUGUUGUUUUACAACAACAAAAUCUAUUGAAUUUAAGUGGAUUUUAUGUAAUAGAAGUCAUGCAAAAUAGCAAAGGAUUUAAAAUAUGUAUAUGAUAUAUGUAAAUGUACAAACUUUAGAAAAAUAAAUUAACAAAUUUCAAUGAUUUAGGGGAAUAUUUUUAUUUGCUUAUUUAAGCAACUGUAUAAUACCUUUAAAAAUCAAAACAACACAAUACACCCCCCUGCAUUAAAAAGAUAGCCAAAAGCCUACAGUGAGAGAUUUGACCAGGGUAAUCGAUUAAAGGUAUUAAGAAAGUCAAACUGUUAGCUCUUACUCACCUCCAUUAAUUUCUGUAAAACUUGCAUUUGCAUAAAGGUUGAUGAGACUUAGGACACAUACUGUCUUCAUCAGGAGACUUUAAGCAAGGAAAGAACAAAAGUUUUAAAGUAAUCUCAAAAAUUAAUUUGCAUUCCUAUACUCCUAACACUUUUCAUCAAGGUAAGAGGACUGAAGAGUUAAUUAUUGCCCUAAAAUGCAAAUGCUCAUCACUGCUUUAUGGUGCCUAGUCUAUAUAUCUGUAUUCUCAUAACCAAAUUUAAUGUUAAAAAUAACAUCUGUUGAUUUGGAAAGUUAAAAAAUAAAAUUCCAUCCUAAUCACCUUAA